Ostrea edulis (European flat oyster) is the source of this 809-nucleotide messenger RNA. RefSeq lists its product as uncharacterized. The transcript is spliced from 2 exons. Lineage: Eukaryota; Metazoa; Mollusca; Bivalvia; Ostreida; Ostreidae. The coding region runs from base 42 to 602 and encodes 186 amino acids. The record is from RefSeq and is a predicted model, not a curated record.
UUCAACACUCACCUUUGAGCUGGACCAAGGAGGUGCUCGUCAUGAUUCGUCAUCUGUUCGUGGGUCUGCUGUUCGCCUUCCUUGCUGCCCAGGUGUCGGCUACCUUCUAUCCUCCGUACAGAGCAAAAUACUAUGGCGUCUACAAGCCAGUCAAAUUCAGACCGUACUACCGACCCUACCUCAGACCGUACUACUCAAUGAAGCGUAAGUCAUCCGAGAAAAAAGAGAAGAAAGACAAGAAAGAGGAUAAAGACAUGGAUAAGUGGCGCUACUGGAAACCGUAUCCAUUUGGACCCUAUCCAUACAAAUAUAUGAAGAAGAGCAAGGAUAAGGAUAAAGACAAGGAUAAGAAAAAAGACAAAAAGAAUAAAGAUAUGAAGGACAAGAAGGACAAGGAGAUGGGAGGUUGGAAAUACUGGAAACCUUGGUAUCCCAAACCUUAUCCACCCUAUUAUAAAAAGAAGAAAGAUAAAAAAGACAAGAAAGAUAAAAAGGACAAGAAAGAUAAAAAGGACAAGAAAGAUAAGAAGAAAUCUAAGAAGAAGUUCCGGCCCCCGCCAUGGUUUUAUCCCUAUCCUCCAUUUAAAACAUACUUUCAUUGAGUUAAUGUGAAAUAGUACUGCAUAUCAAUAUAAAAACACAGAUCGUCUCUGCUUCUUAGAUAUAACAUACUAUGAUGAAUGUCAGCGUUUGUCAGGAAAUUAACAGCUGUAGAAAAGCCUUGGUUAUCAUUUUGUAUCUUCUGCUUAGUCCUUUACUACUAUGUGACCCUGCGUUCUGUAGUAUUGGUUAGUGCUCUAAUAAAGUAA